AUGGCGAUCGAAAAACCCUAUUAUGCUCCUGAUUCAGGCGGUCUGCAAAGACGGACCCGGGCAGAUGUGAUUGAACAGCUUCAGACCCGCGUAAAAGCAACCCAGGAAAAACUGGAAGAAGUUGAAGCAGCCCUCAACUGCUGCCGUGAAUACAGUGCACAGGAUAUCGAGACUAUCAGCAGACAGCGUGUCAAAAUUUUUGAGCUAGAAGACUUGGUCCAGAAACAGAAGACCACAAUCAGCAACCAGAGCAAAGCCAUUGCAAACCCCAAGAGAAUUCGCACUUGCCAGCCCACUAUUCCUAUGCCAAUAAUUCCUCCCACGCCCACUCAACAGCGCCCUAUCGUAAGGUCUCCAUGUUCAAACACACCCUUGUCAGCCAGUCCUUACACCUCAAGUGUCCUUACUCUCCCUCCUCCCACGUUUGACCUAGCUGCUAGCACUCCACAGGGCAAACUUCUGAGUCUGGAAGAAAACUCCAAGACGUCACUUAGCCGCAAGCGGUGUGGUUUUCCGAAGAGCAUUUGCUCCCUAGGUUCUUCAUUCGAUGCCGAGACACUCAUUCGGUUGAUCUCGACCAGACUUCAGAGCCUUUUCUCAAAGACGCAGACGUUUGGCCACAUGUAUACCAAUUUUCCUAGCAUUCAAUUUGAUAGUCAGUUGAACCCGUGGGUUAAGGAAUAUGUCAUGAAUAUCUCGGAUAAAAUCCAUGCAUCAACUUUGCUAGGAAAUCCAUGCACUAGGCUCUGCGUGGUUGCGAAAGCAAUAAACUUCUACCUCGUUCACCAUAUCUUGCAACCCAUAGUCGUCAGAGGGUUCGACGCUCAGAUGGAUAUGGAGAUCAAACAGAUACAGAAACACUUAGCCAUAGAUACCCCUGUGGUGGUCCGCCAUUCGCUGCUCAUUGCGAUGGCACACCAUAUCCAGGCCGUGGUAAAUAAGCCGAAAUUUUCCGAAUUCAAUAAAAACAACAUGCACUCGUAUAUGGACAAAUUGUGGAUGCUCAUAGGUCCCCUUACUCAUGAUCCCUUGAACCAACAUCAGGUGGUCUGGGUGGAUCUUCACGACAUCUUAACCGAGGCACAGGCGCUCGCAAUAGAUCUAUAUUCGUUACCAUUCGAAUAUAGAUUCAAGUUUCCUGCGGUGAACGAUAUAUUCGAGCCCGGGUCAAUGGUUAACUGUGAUCAAUUUAAUGAUGGGGGCCCUCAGACACUAAAGAAGGACAACACCCUUGUUCGUCUGGGCGUUACCCCAACCAUUAGAAUCAGUGAUAAUUCCACGAGUCCUGCUGACAUCAGGCUGGUAGGCCUCGCGAAGGUACUGUUGCGUCCUCCCCCUAGACGCUAUACUCAGCUCAUCCGUGAGAUGCGUGCUAAACGUGAUUUCACCUUUUCCCCAUAUCUUCAAGUCGUCAAUGCCUCGACCUUCAUGAAUCUAACUCCUGCGAAGCGGGUCACAGUCCAGGUCCGGACUUUGGCUGAUCGUCGCAUUUCUCUGGUUCUACCAAAGCGUUGCUACACGUCGAAUCCUGCGAAUGCUGCGACCAACGACAACAGGGCAACCAGGAGGCCUGAAUUUCACGACUACUUUGUUACACAUUUACCAUCUUCAUCUCUUCAUCCAGAUCCCCGAGCGCCAGUGAACUCCUUCUACAAACUUCCUCGCUCCGCCUCGGUUCCUCAUACCGGAGAGUCAUCUCACCCCCCAGCCUCCUUCCAGCCGCUGGUCGACCGGGAGACGACAGUCGUACGCAUCCCUCUUCGCAGCGCGAAACACCACUUCGGGGCAUCUACUUCCCGCGGAACUCGCCCGGAGAAUGAAGAUACAUAUCAAGCUGGUGUGAUCGACAUACCUGCAUUUGCGAGGCGUCCCCCUGCGUCCCUGACGAUCAAACGAUCGGGUGCCCAUGGGUCCCCUGCACCCCGCGAGAGUCAAGGGGCGGAGACUGCUAGUGGCGAUCCACAGGUUUUCUAUUUUGCAGUAUUUGACGGCCACGGGGGAAACGAAUGCAGCACAUUUCUACAGCACACGCUUCAUGAGUACAUACAGGAUUCGGCAGCGUCGUUCGAGCUCCAGUCCAGUCUAAAGAAACACAGGGAUGGCCAUUAUUCUAAGGACACAGAGCCGUCCACUGGGGAUUUGCCUAUUCUGCAAGAUGCCAACUCGCAACGAAUCGGGGAACUAGAAAAGCACCUCGUCCGAGAUUGGCGAACCCUAGUCGGAGGGUACUUCAAGAGAUUUGUGCCUCCUCAUUUUUCACAUAUUGGGAGAGGUGCCCGCGGAGAGCCAAAGGCACUGUCCGACCUACCCGAGGGUGUUACCAUUGAAGAGGUCCUUGAAUACGCUUUCCUCCGGACCGAUCUGGAGUUUGUAUCGGCACAAGCGGCGAAACAAGGCGAUGAAUUGGAGAACGUGGGUCACCCAUUAUACCAGGACAAUAUCCUCUACGGCCGUGAUCGUACACCGUCUCUACACGUCGGAGGAGUAAGACGAUUCAAGGGAGGUAGCACGGCUAGUGUCGCGCUCAUAUCAACCCCAACCCCUACCCCUUUCUGGCAUCCGUCUGGCCCGUCUAGUCUGUUGGUGUCCCAUGUCGGCGACACACGGAUACUAUUAUGUUCUACAGAGACAGGCGAUGCCAUUCCGCUGACUUCCAACCAUCAUCCGGCGUCACCGAUUGAGGCGAGUCGCUUACGACGAUAUGCCACUACAUUCGUGACUGACUCGUUUGGAGAAGAACGCAUGAGCGGAUUGGCCAACACGCGAGCCUUUGGUGAUGUUCAAUCGAAACGGAUUGGCGUAUCAGCCGAGCCAGAGCUCCGAAGGAUUGAGAUGGCCCCUGCGGAGUACUCAUUUUUGGUCCUCAUGUCUGAUGGCAUCAGUGGCACGCUCAGUGACCAAGAGGUUGUCGACAUCAUUAAGGAGGCCAGGACUCCCGAGCAGGGGUCUCGGGAUGUGGUCAACUUUGCGAAUGAAGUGACAAAGGAGGGAGACAAUGCAACCUGCCUCGUCGUCCGACUAGGUGGUUGGGAACGACGACUUGAAGGCGGUUUAGGAAGCAUGGGAACGAAAGAAUCUCGAGAAUUUCGCCGACAAGAAGCGACUGACCCGCGUCGGUCACGGCGAUGA
Aspergillus pseudotamarii is the source of this 3129-nucleotide messenger RNA. RefSeq names its product type 2C protein phosphatase PTC6 (gene ptcA). NCBI's taxonomy places the organism in Eukaryota, Fungi, Ascomycota, Eurotiomycetes, Eurotiales, Aspergillaceae. The transcript has 4 exons. Gene Ontology annotation, biological process: protein dephosphorylation. The coding region runs from base 1 to 3129 and encodes 1042 amino acids. The record is from RefSeq and is a predicted model, not a curated record. Gene Ontology annotation, molecular function: protein serine/threonine phosphatase activity; cation binding.